AUGUCAAUAUCCCCAGCAACGAUUCUCAUAUUCCUCUCAGUUUCAGCCACCCUCUUGCUCUUAACUCCUCAGUACUGCAUGGCCAAAACCAUGCUGUUCACUGGGCAGAAAUUGGAGGAAGGUGAGUACCUCACAUGGGGACCUUAUAAACUUGUUAUGGAGGAUACCUGUGACCUUAUCUUGUAUGAAGCGGGAGAAAGCAUCUGGCAUACCAACACAUACCACUUUGCAAAGCAUUGUUACCUCACACUCAAGAAUAAUGGGAACCUUGUGAUGUAUUCCGGUCAACGUCAGUUGUGGCAGAGCGACUCGUAUGGACCAUUAGGAAACUAUGUCUUUGUUCUUCAAGAGAAUGGUGAUCUCGCUAUUUAUGGAGACGUCAUGUGGACGACCAACACCAAUGUCGUUAACUACUCUGGUGUAAGUAUUGAUGCAACCCUAAAUAACGGCACAUCCAAUGCUGUCGGUGCUACCACAACUUAUAAGAACCCUGCCGGCAUGGCCAUGACCACCAUGUCAAAGUGA
Messenger RNA from Dioscorea cayenensis subsp. rotundata (Guinea yam), 525 nucleotides. RefSeq names its product mannose-specific lectin-like. The transcript has a single exon. The record is from RefSeq and is a predicted model, not a curated record. Bases 1 to 525 code for a protein of 174 amino acids. NCBI's taxonomy places the organism in Eukaryota, Viridiplantae, Streptophyta, Magnoliopsida, Dioscoreales, Dioscoreaceae.